Acanthaster planci (crown-of-thorns starfish) is the source of this 5320-nucleotide messenger RNA. RefSeq lists its product as uncharacterized. Gene Ontology annotation, cellular component: signaling receptor complex; plasma membrane. Lineage: Eukaryota; Metazoa; Echinodermata; Asteroidea; Valvatida; Acanthasteridae. The record is from RefSeq and is a predicted model, not a curated record. Gene Ontology annotation, biological process: multicellular organism development; cell surface receptor protein tyrosine kinase signaling pathway; positive regulation of kinase activity. Gene Ontology annotation, molecular function: ATP binding; transmembrane receptor protein tyrosine kinase activity; protein binding.
GUAUACAGUUGGAGUAUAAUCAUUUUACUUUUUUUGUUUCAGAAAUUAUGGUUACCGAAAUACCAUCCACAGAAAAAUCCUCUAACGUCAACAUUGGUGGUAUAGCAGGUGGUGCUAUCCUUUGCUUUGGUAUUCUGGUGUUACUUUUUGUGCUCGAAAUUUUUCUGAGACGAAGAACACUGAAGAAGCGAGCGGAAGAGAAGUUGGAAGCAGCGAAAAAAUCAUUAAACUGUGGCUAUGAGAUCCCCAGGAAGACAUUAGAGGAAACUUCUUACAAUAUAAUUGAAGAAACCACGUUCAGCCAUUCCAACAAGGAGCAAGAGAGUUCCAUCAACAGUGAUACCUCAGAGUGGGAAGACGAUUUUCAACUUGAUGAUCAAUCGACGGGUAGCAAAGACGAUGACAACCUUCCGCCCAAACAAAAUCAUUCAGACGGACCCAGUGUGUACCAAGAUAUCUCAGAAUUUCGCAAGCUACCGUCUAAUGGUCCAGAGCUUGCUUUACCGACAUUGCGAGAGAGUUGUCUGGAACAAAAUAUCUACCAGUCAAUCUCAGAACGAGAAACUCCCCAGUAUGGCAAUGUGGCCCAUCCUGAUAAAGCUUUUCCCAGGGGAAAUCUGAAAAUCAUCAAAGAGCUUGGCCGGGGAACCUUCAGUCGGGUGUUACUUGCUGAUGCAGAUGGUAUUGUUGACGGGGCGAAGGUCACGUUGGUCGCCGUCAAAACAGUCCAUGGGGAGGCGACUGAAGCUGACAAGGCGGCAAUGUUGAAGGAGCUGAAUGUGAUGAAAACUCUGCCAGAUCAUCCGAAUAUAAUUCAACUGCUCGGUUACUGCACAGAUCAAGACCCUCCCUACAUCAUCUUGGAGUUCUUAGCAAAGGGAAACCUAAAGGACUUCCUACACUACAGUCGAAGUCAGUGUGGAUUGAUGUAUGGUAAUUUGCGUGGCUUAAGCAAAUCACUGUCACCCAAACAUUUCCUGAAGUUUGCAAAGGAUGUUGCCGAUGGUAUGGAAUUCAUAGCCUCACAACAGUGUAUCCAUAGGGACCUGGCUGCCCGCAACGUACUUGUGGCAGACGACUUGACUUGUAAAGUGGCUGAUUUCGGACUCGCUCGGGACAUCAUGAACACCAGGCUGUAUGAGAGACGAUCAGCAUGUCAACUACCUCUCCGCUGGAUGGCCUUAGAGACAAUUAUUGAUGACGUGUACACAACAGAGAGUGACGUAUGGUCUUUUGGUGUGCUUUUAUGGGAAAUUGUGACUUUUGGCGCCCGCCCGUAUCCUAAUAUGCACCACACGACCAUGAUCGCAGAGCUACAGAAAGGCUAUCGUAUGCCCAAACCACUACACUGCACGACCAAAUUGUAUCGCAUGAUGCUGAAAUGCUGGCGUAUGGGUCCCGAGAGACGUCCUACUUUUACUCAGAUCAGUGACAAGUUAAAGAAACUCCUACGAGAGAGAAAAGAAUGCAUUUCAAUGAGAGACUUUGUGGAGCAUAUUUAUGAGGUCACGGUCCCACAUGGCGAUCAUGAAAAGGUUUGAAUGUACAUCGCCAGUCCACCUUUGAUGUGGAACUGCUCUUCUGAGGAUGUCAUCAUAAAAUCAAAAACUAGAAACCAAAAAGGUGUGAUGUCUUAAAAAUACUUCACCCAGAACUUUACAUUAGAUUGAUAUUAGCUUUAAAUUUUCACUUGACACAAAAACGCUUUUCACUCAAUACGAGAAAGUAGUUAAAAUUACUGAAAUUUCAUAAGAUAACUGAUGAUUCUUUGGAAUACAUGAUUUCAAAUUAAACACAAUGAAACGGCAGUUCAAGUCAACAGUUAUUAUUCCGUUCAUUCUGAAAGCUCCUUCGAUUUUCUUGACGUUCUACUUUUUAGAAAGUUGGAUUUUAUGUUUUAAGAAGUCCGUGCUGUUUUUUGGGCAAAAUGUGCUAAACAUCUCAGUGGUUGUGUGCGCUUAUAACUGUAUUUGGCGAACCCAAGGCGGGUCUACUGUAUUAUGUAAAAUGGAAUUUGAGGGUGGAUAUCGCAGGGCAGUAGUACUUCUUUUCUUCUCUAAAAAUCAAAUAAAAUUAUUAACCAUGACCUGAUCGUUGUGCCCGUCGGUUUCACAGAUAUUUCACCGAUUGUUCGUUUUUGAAAAAGUUCAAUAUUUGUCACUUGAACCAGUGUGUAGGGUUGACUGAAAAGGAAUACUGAGGGUUUCAUUAAUUUAUAAAAUGUAUUUGUCACUCAUCUGGGGAUUUGAGGAGCCAUUGUAGUUAUUUAUUAGACACUAUAAGUAGAACUCAACAUAUGGGCUAUUACCUGUGGCCAUGCAAUCUUUGAAAAAAAAAACAUUGCCUCAAGAAGCAAACAUUCUACACUUAGACCAAUCAUAUGAUACCACAAAAUGCCUUGAUAUCACACAUUAUAUUCAAUUAGAAUUUGGGAGACUCGUUAUGGUUUUUGUCAAAAGAUAAGUGAUUUAUAAAUCCUGUUUAUGGAGUCUUUUGUGGAAAUUGUUAAUUCAUGUUUAUGGAGUAUUUAUAUAGAAAUUAUUGAGGUAAAUUUAGCAAUCAUUAGAGAUUUGUUUCCCCUUUUUUUGCAAACCCCACUCUUGAAUGUAGUGAACUAUUCAAAACCAAAUAUUAAUGGAUAAUAGUACGUACACUACAAUGUUAUGUAAAUUAAGUAUGUUUCAGUGACUUUGGUUCAAGGCACACCCAUGUGUGUGUGCUGACAGGCACUACCAUUGCAGUUUGAGUGGUGAAAAAAUGGGUAGUCCACCUGUGUGGUGAGGUACAAAACACUGAGUGUAUUGUACCUAGGGCCUGACCCUAAAAAAAAAACAGUUUGGAAAACUGUCUUUUUUUCCCUGAGGGGAAUCAAAAGUCUUGUAGGUUCUGAGUAAACCAUUUGCUUCUGUGUGGACAAGUCGCAACUACUUGACGGUUCUAGGUGAACCAGCCACUCCAUCGGAUUGAGGGGACACAGGCCUUUAAAUAGGGUUCUCACGGACAUUGUAGAAUUUGCGGGAACAUGUGCCCCUUCGGUAGCUUGGAGAUUGACCCCUGCCCUGGGAUUCAUUGGCUCCUGAGUCAAAGUUUUCACUGACCCAGGGAACUGGCAACAACCUGGACAUCUGUCAAGGGCAUGCAAGCUCAAAGGGCGUGGCCAUCACUGUCACCUUUGGAUUGAUGGAUAUGUGGUUCCUGAAGGGACCUGAAUAAUUGACGGGUCGGGUUGUAAUUUUUUUCUUGUAUGGUCGUGGGGUGUACAAUUAGGAUUUUAAUUAAUAAAAACCCUCCGAUGCACCGACUUGCUAUUUUACUGAUCAUGGACCCAUGUCCGUCAGUGAGUUUGAUCGACUUAAAAUCAUGCCCCCAGCCCCAAAGACCCUUUAAUGGCAUACAGUUUAUUUAAAGGAGUCCCUGGGUGUCUGCCAAUGCCUACCAAUAAAAGAAACCGACAAGUAACAUGCCAGAAUAAGGUCACAGUACCUUUUUAUCCAGGGGGGGAUCAAGUCAACAAAAAUGUGACACCUCCCGACACAACAUGAAACAACUCAGACAGCUGCCUAGACAGCUCAGAGACACACCAGAGAGACUAACAAUUGGUAUAUGGCAGGCUCUGGCCUUUGUGUAAAAAAUCCCAGAGAGAGUGCAGAGAGAUUAGGAUGUAUUCCUACUGGACGUAGCAAGAGGCUGGCUCUGGUGAAACUGAUACCAGCCAAGGGGAAAUCCCUACCAAGGCGACUAAACUAGGUUUAGCACCGGGAGAGGUAGGAUUAGAAGUAGGGUCUUCGCAUUUGGCCGUAAAAAAAAUAAUUAAAACAAAAAUUUAAAAAUGCCCUUCAUUUGACGGAGGGCGCUCUACUCAAGUUAAUUACAAUUUUAUGCACAUAGGGAUACUGCCAGUGCUUAAGGAAACUGGUGAAAUCAGCACAAUAAUGUAAUAAUAGGAAUCUAAAAAAUAAUUACAUUUUGUGAAAUUACAGAAAAGGUUAACAAUUUAUUAAUUUGUUGGGUUUCUUUUAGCCCCAAGCUUGUCUGCCUACUACCGUACUGUUUAGAAGACUUUUCACUGUUGGUCUACUAUGGGGAAAAUGGACCCUACAUUGUAAAAUUGUAUGUGAGGUACUAUGUGUCAGACACACGCAUUUAAAUGUUGUAAAUAUGUUGGCUAGGCUUUGUUUUUCAUUUUUCAAAUUCCUUUUCUUUUUGCUAUAAAUCGUUUGUUUUUGAUUCAAUUAUGUUCAGUUUUGCUCUUGGAAAGAUAUAUCAUAUUUAUAGAAACACUUUUGGCUACGUAUACGUUGCAAAUCCUGGAUAUUGGGACCAAAACACUUACAUUAAAGCUAUCUCUAGGGCAACAUUUUAAUCAGUUACAACAAUAAGCUGAUUUUUUACAAAGGUUGUAUAUGAUAAUGGCAACGGAGUGCUAAUAAAAAGAGCUGAAUUUCAAAGGCAAUCAAUCAAUCCUAACAUUGAGGGAGAUAUUUCAAAGAUGGAUUUGCGCCGGGGAGAUGUAAAUUUAGUUUCGAUGUUUUUGCUCUGCCCGACGUGUAUUUUUAAAAGAGUACGCAUGUUGGUUCUUUUCACAAGCCUUCGGGGGGAUACACUGAGCAUACAGUGUUAGAAAUACGCUUUGUAAAGGCAACAAAUCCAGACUUAAUUAACCGAGGGAGAUGUUAAACGGAUAGAUAUACAUAGCUAUUGUCAAUUGGAAAGUUAUGAGCCCGAUUAUCAUGCACGGUGUCGCUUUUUUCUACUUUUAAAUUAAUGCUGAUGAACCCUUGUAAUGUUGGGUGAAUAGUUACUCUAAUUUUCCACUGUAGUUAUUUAUAGUGUGUAAAACACAUGUGUGCUCUGUUGGAAAAUAAUCGAUAUGGUAAUUAUCAGCCACUUUGUAUUUAAAAGUAAUGGUUACUAGCUGUUAUACUUUUACAAUAGUUUAAAAAUUAGGCUUCAUUUCCACCAGUUUUCUUGCUUUUAAGGUGGAUAGUUAUCAAAAAGCAAUCCACUGUUGAAAAACGAAAUUAGAUACGGUUUGUUUAGUUUCAAAUACGUUUUAGCAAGGUGUUGGCCUUUGCUAAAGAGUUAAAAAUACACUCCUACUUCAGUUAUGCUAGAAGAUUACGUUAUUUGCCUUGUUAAAAGAUCAUUAUUUACCAGACGUGAAAUCAAUACCUUAUUUCGGCAUGUAGAUGGAUUUCGUAGUAAAUAUUAAAUUCGGAAACUGUUAAAUUGGAAGCCAUUAUAACACCAUCGGUGUAUGUGAUAUAAAUAAUCAAGCUCAAAACACUGCACUUAUAUACAGAAUAAAAUACAGCAAUAU